UGUUGUCCAGGUUGGGAAGGACGUAUCUGCGUUGUGAAAAAUCACCACAGAUUCACAUAGCAGAAAUAUGAAAUCAAAGACCUGAAUACAUUGGCUAUACGUGUUGAAACGCUGAUAAAACCUCAACAUGGCAAGACUUAAAUAUGCCAGUGACAUGGACAAAUCAGUCCUCUUGAACAACUUCGAAACUCGGGGAUGGGUGCCCGUCGGUCCAGACGAUGAUUGGAAUUUCUAUUGGGCAAACGUACAAAGCAUAAGGAAUGUCUUCAGCAUAGACUGUGGUUUUCGCCUCACUGACGACCAGGUGAUCAGCCAUUUUCCAAAUCAUGUUGAACUGACCAGGAAAGAUUUGAUGGUAAAGAAUAUCAAGAGAUACAGAAAGGACUUGGACAAAGAAGGCAAUCCUCUGGCAGAGAAGGACGAAAAUGGCCGUUAUAUUCAUCUUGAUUUUAUACCCCAGACGUUUAUGUUGCCGGCAGACUACAAUUUAUUUGUAGAGGAAUUUAGGAAGAAUCCAAACACCACAUGGAUCAUGAAACCCUGUGGAAAAGCAAGGGGAGUUGGUAUAUUCCUGGUAAACAAAUUAUCCCAGUUAAAGAAAUGGUCAAGAGACAGCAAAACCAGCAACUUCACACCUCCUACUUCUAAGGACACGUAUGUCAUCUCAAAGUACAUUGACAAUCCACUUCUGAUUGGUGGAAAAAAGUUUGACCUUCGUCUUUAUGUCCUUGUGACUUCAUUCCGACCCCUCAAAUGUUAUCUAUUUCGAUUAGGAUUUGCCAGAUUCUGUACUGUAAAGUACAAUGCCAGUAUAAAUGAACUGGACAAUAUGUUUGUUCAUCUCACCAAUGUUUCUAUCCAGAAACAAGGGGAUGAUUACAAUAAUGUUCAUGGAGGAAAAUGGACUGUGCAAAACCUGAGAUUGUUUUUGGAAGGAACAAGAGGAAAAGAGGUCACAGACAGACUCUUUGAUGAAAUGCAAUGGCAGAUUGUCCACUCUUUAAAAGCUGUAGCUGGAGGCAUUUCCAAUGACAGACACUGCUUUGAGUGCUAUGGAUAUGACAUCAUCAUUGAUGAUAAUUUGAAGCCCUGGCUGAUUGAGGUGAAUGCCUCCCCCUCUUUGACUAGCACCACCUCCAGUGACAGAAUCAUGAAGUAUAAACUCAUCAAUGAUGUCAUCAACAUUGUCAUUCCACCUGGACAAGUACCAGAUGUAAGGUGGAACAAGAUACCUGCAAAGGAGCACUUGGGAAACUUUGAUGUUCUAUAUGAUGAAGAAUUAGCACAGCAGGAUGUAAUGGGAGGCGAUCCAAGAAAACUGGGUCCUGGAACAUUCAGAGGAAAAAGGGAUGGAAGUCGCCCAUCACCCGCUACAUGGAAAUGAUUGUACAGCAAAUACAUGUAUAUCAGAAAUCUGGUCUGCCGUGAUGGACCGUUGUUGAUUCAAUACAUGUACAUAUAUGUUUGAACAGAUUGAGAACAGUGGUUACUGUUUAGGAAAUUUUGGCUUCAGCACAGAAAAAAUAAAAAUAUCAAAAUCUUGACUAGAGUGAAAGAAAUCUAGAGUAGAAUACAGAAUCAAUCACCUUUUUUUAUCCAUUGAUUUCUGUAAUCGACAAUAGAAAGUCCAUAUCAACUCUCCAAGUUGGGUGAAUUAAGUUUUUGGAUUUUAUGAAGUGAUAAGGCAACUGUGAUAUUUUUCAUUAAAAUGUAUUACAUUAUUGUAUUCAUGCAUCUAUAAUGCCGUCCAGUUGGAUAAACAAGGGCUGUAAAAUGAAUUUACACGUAAUGGAGGAAAAAGGAAAUUGUCAGACUGUGCAGUGUCCUGGCUACUGAUCAGGUUAUUUGAUGUAAAGCUGAACUGAUUUUGCGCCCAACAUGUUCAGAUAAUGUUGACGUAGUAGAUAUGGAUCUUUAUACAUGAGGUAUAUCUUUGUUAAUGUCUGCAUUAUUAAAAUUUAUUUAUUUUUGUUUUACUUUAUAUGAAUGAAUUUCUUUGUAUGCAUUUCUUAUAAUUUUAAAUGUAAAUAAAUAAGCAAGUGUGAA
Magallana angulata is the source of this 2046-nucleotide messenger RNA. Its product is annotated as polyglutamylase complex subunit TTLL1-like. Bases 128 to 1384 code for a protein of 418 amino acids. Gene Ontology annotation, molecular function: tubulin binding; tubulin-glutamic acid ligase activity. Gene Ontology annotation, cellular component: cilium. NCBI's taxonomy places the organism in Eukaryota, Metazoa, Mollusca, Bivalvia, Ostreida, Ostreidae. The transcript has 15 exons. The record is from RefSeq and is a predicted model, not a curated record. Gene Ontology annotation, biological process: protein polyglutamylation; microtubule cytoskeleton organization.